AUGAGUUCUAUACUAGAACUUGUUACUGUAAAUGGCCGGCCUUUAUCAAUUAUUGAAAAUUCGGGAUUUCAAAGAAUUAUAAAUCCACUCCUAUCUGGGCUCAAUUUAGUUAUAAACAAAGAAAAUUUAUCCAGAACUAUUAAUAAAACAGCCCAAUCAAUUAGAGACAAAAUAUCGAGAGAGGUAGAAGGAAAAUUAAUAAGUUUAAAAGUUGAUGCAGUUCAACGACUAGAUAGAAUUACUUCUGAUAAUGGUUGUAAUUUUUUAAGAGCUAUAAAGCUCCUGCAACCUGAAACUGAUUAUGAUAUAAGGAGUGAAUCAGCAGAUGAGGAAAAUAUGGAUGUAAAUGUAUAUAAAUAUGAUAUUGAUGAUAUACAAAAUACUUUUUUAUCAACUAUUAUAUCCUAUCCGAUUUAUAGUGUACGGUGUGCAGCUCACACACUUCAGCUGGCACUUCAAGAUGCUAUAAAAUUAUCACCUAUUGUGGAAACCAUUGCAAAGGCUAGGAGCCUAAAUGUAAAAUUAAGACAUCCCACUUACCAAAAGUUAUUAAAAAAUAUGAAACUCCCUAAGCCUGUGUUAGAUUGCCACAGAUGGCAGUCAACCCAUGAUAUGUUAGAAAGGCUGAUUUUACUAAAACCCAAUAUAGAAGAUUUUUUUACAGAGCAAUCUGGUUAUUUAUUGACUGAAGAUUGGAAAGAGAUAAUAACGAUUGUUGAAAUUUUAAAACCGCUAAAAAUCGCAACCAAACAAUUCCAAUCUGAACAGUUAACACUGACAGAUUUUUAUGCAGCAUGGUUAAGAUGCUGCAUCGAACUGGAAAAAAAUCCAAACCAUUUUGCUCAAUUACUAUAUUCUUGUCUUAAGAACAGAGAAGAAAGGUUUAUAAAGAACGAAAUUCUCUUAGCUGCCAUAUACCUGGACCCAAGAUACAAGGUAUUACUUAGUGAUGAUGAUAAGAUUUGUGCGAAAAAACAUCUUGUCAAUUUAUGGAGACGAAUUAAAAGCUUAACAACGCCGAUUUUAUCUGAUGAUAUUAGUUCCGAUGAAGUUAUUGAACAAGAAGAUGAUUUAGAGAAAUUGAUACAACUUAAAGAAAGGCAGGAGAAAAUACUUAAAAGAGGGCCAAAGAUUGCUGAGAAAAGUAUUGGAACAAUAAUUACUGGAUUUAGCGAUUAUAAAAGAUUAGAUAGGAAGGAAAAUAUUUUGCAUUUUUGGGAGUCUGCUAAGCUGGAACACCCUGAAUUAUAUAUUUUAUCUAAAAUCUUAUUUGCUGUUCCUGCAACCCAAAUUGUGAUGAUAUCAACUUCAAACAUUCUCGAAUCUAAUCCUGACAUUCAAAUCACUAAUUCCUUCAUUGACCAAUUCCUUGGCCUUCCCAAAUCUCGUUUGAUCUCCGGAAUUCCAAGAGGUGUCAGACAAGUGGUUUCUUCCAAUUAUGCCCAAUGCAUUGAUAGGCUAUUAAAGAACUUCUCUUCUAAGGAUGUGUGGUCAGCCUUCCUUUUAUUUGGUCACAAAUCUUUCCAAAUUCCUGCAGCGAAUGGUAAUUCUUUCACUAGGAAUAUUAAACUAGCAUCUUCUAAUGCUAAUUAUGAACCACAUAAUAUCAUAACUCAUACCUGCAACAAAAAACAAUACGAUUUAAAUUUCAAGGUGAAGCUAAUCGAUAACAAAAUUAACAAUUCGGACAUUAAUGGUGUUCACACACUUUCUCUUGCACUUAGGUCAGCUGGUUCCUACCUCAAUGGAGCCUUCUGGCUUAUUUUCCGAUAG
Molecule: messenger RNA, 1773 nt
Organism: Gordionus sp. m RMFG-2023
Lineage: Eukaryota; Metazoa; Nematomorpha; Gordioida; Chordodea; Parachordodidae
Exons: 4
Coding region: 1-1773 (590 amino acids)
Biological process (GO): regulation of transcription by RNA polymerase II
Cellular component (GO): nucleus
Source: RefSeq, a predicted model, not a curated record